AUGUGGAAUGCAUCUCAUGAAGAGAGAAAAGUUUUAUCAGAAAGCGUAGCUGAGCUUACUGAGAGCAUAACUGCCUAUAAGGCAAAUGAGAAUGUGCUGAAUCAUAAGACUGAUGAACUUCAACGGAUCAUUGACUCGCUGAGUAAUGACAAUGAGAAGAUAAAACUAGAGAAACAAGUGCAAAGUGAACAGUUAACAAAUAAUGUAGCUAGCCUGGAAAAAGAAGUUAACGAAUUGAAGACAAAAUUGAGUAAAGCUGAAUCAGAUGCUGAAGAAAUGCUACAAGAUCUAGAAAUUCAAAAAGACAAGAUCAAUGUUUUGCAAACUGAUAUUAUUUGUUUCAAAAGCAAUAUUGACCUCCUGAAAGAAGAAAAAGAAGUAUUACAGGAAAAAUAUAAUUCUGUGUCUAAGCAGCUAGAAAGCUACAAGGAGAAAAUUGAUUGUUUGAAAAUAGAAUUACAAGAUUCCUUUCUUAUAAGAGAUGAACAUAAGAAAGAAAUAGAAAAUCUACAAGCUGAAUGCACAUUUUUAAAGAAUGAAAUUUCAGCAUCUCAUGAAGAGAGAAAAGUUUUAUCAGAAAGCGUAGCUGAGCUUACUGAGAGCAUAACUGCCUAUAAGGCAAAUGAGAAUGUGCUGAAUCAUAAGACUGAUGAACUUCAACGGAUCAUUGACUCGCUGAGUAAUGACAAUGAGAAGAUAAAACUAGAGAAACAAGUGCAAAGUGAACAGUUAACAAAUAAUGUAGCUAGCCUGGAAAAAGAAGUUAACGAAUUGAAGACAAAAUUGAGUAAAGCUGAAUCAGAUGCUGAAGAAAUGCUACAAGAUCUAGAAAUUCAAAAAGACAAGAUCAAUGUUUUGCAAACUGAUAUUAUUUGUUUCAAAAGCAAUAUUGACCUCCUGAAAGAAGAAAAAGAAGUAUUACAGGAAAAAUAUAAUUCUGUGUCUAAGCAGCUAGCUGCAAGCUUAGAGCAGGAAGCAAAUCUAACAGAAAGGUUUGAAAAUGAAAGAGGUGAUUUGAAAAAAUCUUUGGACUCUUUGCAAGGAGAGACUGACCUAUUAAAGGUAAAAUUUAAUGCUGCUACUGCUGAACUUGAUAAGGCAAAACAAGCAUUUGAAAAUCACGAGAAAGAAAGUCAGACUUUACAGUGUGAGAAUACAGAAUUAAAAAAUCAGCUAAAAUUGGUAAUUGAAGAUAAUGAUGCUGCUAAAAAUGAAUAUGUGAAUAGAAUUGAAUCUUUACAGGCUGAACUUCUUUCAUCCAAAGAUGAGCUCCAAGUGCUACUAAAAGAAAAAGAAUUUGUGGAAAAAGAAUAUCAGAUAAAGUAUGAUGCUUUGGAUGCAGAAUGUGCUAAUUUAAGAAGUCAAGUUGAAGAGCUACUGGCAUCCAAGGAAGAAAUUGAAAAUAAUCAUGCUGUAGAAUUUAAGAGUAUGAUGACUGAUUAUUUCAGUUUAAAAGAUGAAUUUAACAGUAUUGUUGAUAAAUAUAAAGAUGAUUUGCAGUCAACAGAAGUUCGUACUUUACAGGAUGAACUUCAAAAAUUACAGAAAUCGAAACAGGAACUGUUGGAUCUGCAUAAAAGUGAAUUAAUUGAUUAUGCAAAGUUGAAGAACGAGAUAAAAGAUCUGUAUAAAAUGAAAGAAAGUGCAGAGCAAGAAUACACAACUACAAUUCAGAAUUUAAAGAACAAAGUUAUUGAGGCUCAAAAAGGUUAUGAUGACCUUAAAAUGCAGAUUCAAUCAAAAGAGCUAGAAUGCUGCUCCUUCAAGGAGAGAAAUGAGGAGUUGCUUAAGGAAAACAUUGCUUUGAUGGAGCAACGUGAAAUACAAUCCAUGGAGAGUCUUAAAGAAAAAAGUGAAGAAUUGUUGAAGCUAAAGGAACUUUUGACUGAAGAACAUAACAUUAAAGUACAAUCCAUGGAAAAAGAGCAUUCUUCAUUAAAGUCUAAGUUUAAGGAACUUAGAAAUAUUUUAGCUUGCGUGACAGAACAACACACCAAUGAAAUAGAAUCUUGGAAAUCUGCUUGCUCUGUUCUUGAAAGUGAAAAGCAGGAAAUAGUUGCAGCUAGUGAGUUGGUAAAGAAUGAGUUGCAUAAAAUGAAAGAUGUUGCUGAACAAGAGUUACAGAAAGGAAAAGAAUGA
Messenger RNA from Uloborus diversus, 2139 nucleotides. RefSeq lists its product as uncharacterized. NCBI's taxonomy places the organism in Eukaryota, Metazoa, Arthropoda, Arachnida, Araneae, Uloboridae. The transcript is spliced from 10 exons. The coding region runs from base 1 to 2139 and encodes 712 amino acids. The record is from RefSeq and is a predicted model, not a curated record.